AUGGCAAUGGAAACAUCUUCCGUCACCGCUGCAACUACAACUACAAUCUCGACUGCCAUGUCCACCACUGCUACUCCUACCAUAUCAAUCAUGUCUGAUGUACCCUUUGCGACUUCUGCUGGAAUUUCUACUCCAACGGAUGCCAUGUCGCUAGCCACGCCUCCUCCAACCGCCACCUCCCAGGCUUCUUCUACUUCCUCCUCCAUCACUACCAGCACCACAACCGCCGCCCCCAUGGCCAGUGCGAACGCCACGGCCAGUGAUAGCCCAUCCACUCGCCCCGCCUCGCGCCGCCCCCCGCGGAAAAGCACCCUCACCCAACAGCAGAAGAACCACAAGCGCCAACGCGCCACUCAGGACCAGCUCGUCACCCUCGAGAUGGAAUUCAAGAAGAAUCCCACUCCGACCGCUGCUGUCAGAGAGCAGAUUGCGGAGAAUAUCAACAUGACCGAGCGUUCUGUGCAGAUCUGGUUCCAGAACAGGCGUGCUAAAAUCAAGAUGAUUGCUAAACGGGGCAUCGAAACGGGAGAGGACUGUGAUGCCGUCCCUGAAUCUAUGCGAAGAUACCUCGCACUCCAGCUGGAUCCCGCCAGUUCGAAUGCGCGAAAUAUGCUAGGCCGUGCGGGGGGUUACCCUUCGAACGAGCCCAUGAUGCAUUCCGCCACCUCGUCCAAAGUCGGUGCAGUGAUCCAACAUUUUGCGUGCCGUUCUCUUCGCAUCGGCACCUGGCGUCGAGUUGGCCAAAACACGAUGGACCUGGUCAUUUUCUAUUCUCCUGACCAGGCCUGUAUGACAUACUACAUCAACAACGACUCUGCUGGUUACAAGAUCGAAUAUCCCUUCUCGAGUAUCAAGAACAUUAUUCUCGAGCCUGGUGAUCCUGUACCACCUCUGGAUGGCGCCCUUCCUAGAUCUGGCGGUCUAGUUAUCGAACUAAAUCGCCCACCAAACUUCUACAUGGACUCCUCCAACUCCGGCGGCUUCUACCAGUGUGGUGAUUUCACAGAGGAACAACAGGCCACCAAGUCGCUCAUCCAUCACCUCGGAGGCCACCCCAAGGUUCUCAGUGUCCAGCUGGCAAAGCUUGUCUCUCUCGAGACCUUCCAGAACCGCCAUUCUCCAGCUUACCCAUUCACCCCGAAUACACCAUUUAUUGAUGGUUCCCCGCAAUUUGUUCAUGUCAACCGUCCUGCAUCGCAGCCUAACCACCUUUCGCGAGCCCAAAAUCGCCUCUCAGUCGACAACCACCUCUCUGUCGGCCUUCACCCUAACAGGGGCCACAAACGUCAACGCAGUAGAUCGGUUCCCGGUCCUGUCGACUUUGCCGCCCUGCACGCCAUGCCGUCAUUCCACUUUCAGUCGACGAACCACUUCCAGCCAAGUACUCCACAGCAUCAGGAGCACCAUCAACCAGAUAUCUUCGCUCCUAUUCCCCUUGCCCACUCUCAGUUUCAUCUGCCAUUGAACAUGAGUGAGCCUGACCUCCACGUUGAUACAUCUGCAACACAGCCUCCACCGCCGUUCACAGCGCCUCCGAUCACUCUCAGUCCCUUGGAACUCCAUACAGCCUGCCCUUCCUCUCACCCUCACCAGCUGUGGACAUCGAAAUUGAUUCCGAUUCUCUCAACAUUCCCCAGCAACAUCAGACCCAAGCAACCUCGAACGCUCAUUCGCCCCCAUUAA
Microsporum canis CBS 113480 is the source of this 1683-nucleotide messenger RNA. RefSeq names its product homeobox domain-containing protein. NCBI's taxonomy places the organism in Eukaryota, Fungi, Ascomycota, Eurotiomycetes, Onygenales, Arthrodermataceae. Bases 1 to 1683 code for a protein of 560 amino acids. The record is from RefSeq and is a predicted model, not a curated record. Gene Ontology annotation, biological process: cell differentiation; regulation of transcription by RNA polymerase II. The transcript is spliced from 4 exons. Gene Ontology annotation, molecular function: DNA-binding transcription factor activity, RNA polymerase II-specific; RNA polymerase II cis-regulatory region sequence-specific DNA binding.